Molecule: messenger RNA, 920 nt
Organism: Lytechinus variegatus (green sea urchin)
Lineage: Eukaryota; Metazoa; Echinodermata; Echinoidea; Temnopleuroida; Toxopneustidae
Product: growth arrest and DNA damage-inducible protein GADD45 gamma-like
Exons: 5
Coding region: 99-644 (181 amino acids)
Biological process (GO): regulation of cell cycle
Cellular component (GO): cytoplasm; nucleus
Source: RefSeq, a predicted model, not a curated record
GUUGGUUACCAUCCUGAGCAGACGACGGACGUGUAUCAUUUUUUGUCAGGCAGUGAUUGAGCUUUAUAUUCAGGAUUAUUUCACAUUUCAAUAUCAAGAUGACUCUUGGAGAAACAGAGCUGCCAUACCACGACAUUGAUGGUGAUUUUAUUGGAGAUGAUGCGGUGAUGGAAGCCGGUUAUGCCUUGCGAGAGGUAUUGAUUCGAGCAAAGAUGGAGAACAGACUAACCUGUGGCGUUUAUCAAGCAGCAAGAAAACUAGAAACAUCACCAGAGAGGGUAAUGCUAUGCAUCCACGCAGACCUUGGAAUCGUGGACGUGGCUCACCAGCUACACUUUGCUUUGUUAGAAGCAUUCUGCAGUGAAAACCAGAUCAGAUUAUUCAAGGUUGGUGACACGGCACCUUUAGAAACAAUCUGCGAAGGAGCGGCGCCCCUUACACCUUGCACACCGACCACGCCCGAUUCUCCGGCUGAUUUCAGUGAUCUAGCAGAGCCCCUUCCUCGAAGCCAGAGGGCACCGGACUUUACCUGCGUUCUUGUCGAUUUUCCAGAGAAGAUGGAUUCGGCUUGCACAACGCUGUUUUCACUCUAUGACCAUCUCGCCGAAGACAUGACAUUCCCACAGAUCACCUUGGCAACCUGAUUUGAAUGUCAACAAAAUCAAAAGGUGACCAGUCUUUGGACGGAAGGUCACCGAAAAAAAAAAUCAUCGCUGAUAUAAGCUCUCCGGUAUAUUAAGGAACUAUGGGUUACAAUGAUACUGGCAAUGACACUAUGCUAUUGCGUGGAGAAACGGACAUUGACAGCAAUUAAGAAUUUUACCUACUUUGCAAGAGGUGUUUUCGGGUGCCUGAGGGCAUGAUGUCAUAAUAAACGAUUACUGUGACGUCACAAAGGAUAAUAGUGAUGACAUGAUAAA